Ichthyophthirius multifiliis is the source of this 1158-nucleotide messenger RNA. Its product is annotated as WD40 repeat protein. Gene Ontology annotation, molecular function: protein binding. The record is from RefSeq and is a predicted model, not a curated record. NCBI's taxonomy places the organism in Eukaryota, Ciliophora, Oligohymenophorea, Hymenostomatida. The transcript has 6 exons.
AUGCACAAAAAUAAUUAAGUCCCAAACCAAAAUUUAUUAUAAUAAUGGAUAGACGGUCCCAUUUCAGAUUAACCAUUAGAACCCGGACACGGUCGAGGUAUUUUUUGUUUAGAUAUAUAAGGGGAUUGGUUAGUAACAGGUUCAGCAGAUCAUGGACUUAGAGAAUAUAAUAUGUUUCCAUAAAAAAAAAAAAAAAAUCAAAUAUUUUAAUAUAUAAAAAAAAGUUCAACAAAUUCAUACAGAAGAGAACUUUAUGCAAAAAAAUAUGGGCAUACAGAAUGGGUUACUAGUGUAAAAUAUUUAACUGACGGAAGAAUCAUAUCUGCAGGAAUGGAUAGUUAAUUAUGUUUAUGGGAUAGAGGAGCUGUAAAAUGUGAUCAUAUUAAAGGACAUGAAGGGAGUGUUACUAAAGUAUUAAUAGAUGAAAAUAAUAUUUGUGUAAGUUCUUCUUAUGAUUGUACUUUAUAUAUUUGGGAUUUAAAUACAAAGUAAAAUGCAAUAAGAUUAUUUGGUCCACAUAAAGACGCAGUACUUGAUUUUGCAUGGAAUAAUUCAUUAAUUGUGAGUGGAGAUAAAACAGGAACAAUUGCUUUUUGGGAUAUUAAUACAGGAACAGCCAUAAAAUCUUCAAAAAUACACAAAGGAGCUGUUUCUUAAAUAUUGUUAUAUUCAGAUGGAUCUAAUCAUAAUUAUAUAGUUUCUGCUGGAUUGAAUGAUGGUGCAAUAAGUUUCUAAGAUAUGAGAACUAAUAAAGUUGUUAAUAAUACAUAGAUACAUCAUGGUGCAAUCAAUGCACUUGAAUAAAAUUUAUCAGGAUAAAUUGUUACUGGAAGUGCAGAUAAAUCUAUUAAAAUUACUGAUAUUUAAAGCGGAUUUAAAUAGUUAUCAACUAUGAAAGCUACUGAUAUGGUUUAUUGUUUAUAAACUAUUUAUAAUUUAACUCUUGCAGGAUGUGGAGAUGGAAAUAUUCUUUGUUUUGAAAAUGAUCAUGGAAAAUCUUUAUAUGGAUUUGGGGCUAUGAGUAAAGGAGUAGUUAGAUCUAUGAAAAUAAAUGAUAAAAGCACAAAGUAUUUUUUUUUUUUUAUUAUUUAAUAAUAAUUUAAAAGAUUGGUGGCUAUUGGAGAUGAUUUUAGUCCUUUUGUUAUAAGUUAUGUAUGA